Messenger RNA from Panicum virgatum (switchgrass), 783 nucleotides. Its product is annotated as ethylene-responsive transcription factor ERF071-like. The transcript has a single exon. Gene Ontology annotation, molecular function: DNA binding; DNA-binding transcription factor activity. Lineage: Eukaryota; Viridiplantae; Streptophyta; Magnoliopsida; Poales; Poaceae. Gene Ontology annotation, biological process: regulation of DNA-templated transcription; ethylene-activated signaling pathway. The record is from RefSeq and is a predicted model, not a curated record. Bases 94 to 783 code for a protein of 229 amino acids.
GAGAGCUAUAGCGCCCGGAAAGUGAUUAGUGACUCGCUUCAUCUUCAACAACCAGCAAGCAGGCAAGGCAAGAGAGAAAGCAAGCAAGCAAAGAUGUGCGGUGGUGCGAUCCUCGCCGAGCUCAUACCGAGCACGCCGGCGCGCCGCGUCACCCCGGGCCACCUCUGGCCCGCGGCCAAGCAGCAGAGGGCCGACGACUUCGAGGCCGCAUUCCGGGAGUUCGACGGGGACUCCGACGAGGAGGUGCAGAGCAAGCCACUCGGGUUCGACGCUUCCUCCGCCGGCGCCGCGACCAGGAAGCUGAGGAGGCAGCAGGAGGAGCUGCUGGCCGCGCCGGCGCCGAGCAGGCGCCGCAAGGCGGCGCAGUACAAGGGCGUCCGGCGCCGCCCGUGGGGCAAGUGGGCCGCCGAGAUCCGCGACCCCGUCAAGGGCGUGCGCGUCUGGCUCGGCACCUUCUCCUCCGCCGAGGCGCCCGCAGUCGCCUACGACACCGCCGCGCGCAACAUCCGCGGGCCCAGGGCCAAGCUCAACUUCCCCUCGCCCGCCGACGCCGCUCCUGCCGCCGGGCGCAAGCGCGCCCGUGCCGACGAGUUCGUCGACCUCGUCGCCGACGAAGAGGACGGCCAGCAGCGCUGCGCGGCGUCCGGCGUCAAACACGAGAGCGAGACCUCCGAGUCCGGCGGCGCCCUCCCGGACUUCUCUUGGCAGGGCGUGUCGGCGUACGACGAGGCCCCUGCCCCGGUGGCCGUCGAGGCCGAGGACCAGAGCCCACUAACGGAGUGA